Molecule: messenger RNA, 5911 nt
Organism: Polyodon spathula (Mississippi paddlefish)
Lineage: Eukaryota; Metazoa; Chordata; Actinopteri; Acipenseriformes; Polyodontidae
Gene: sec24a
Product: SEC24 homolog A, COPII coat complex component
Exons: 23
Coding region: 219-3815 (1198 amino acids)
Biological process (GO): endoplasmic reticulum to Golgi vesicle-mediated transport; intracellular protein transport; COPII-coated vesicle cargo loading
Cellular component (GO): endoplasmic reticulum exit site; COPII vesicle coat
Molecular function (GO): SNARE binding; zinc ion binding
Source: RefSeq, a predicted model, not a curated record
UGCUCUGAUCCCGGCUUCCUGUCUGAGGUUUUUAGCAAUUGUUUUCCCCGGACCUGCUCCCCAGAUUAGCUGGGUUUGGCUCCAGCAUGCCGCAUUAACGCGUGGAUCUACUCGCCACUCUCGAUCACAAGUAAAGGGUUGCGCUCACAGUCUCUUGUGACUUUCCUGAAGAGCCUGGUUUUGUUUUGUUCGGUGUUGACCCGGGUGUUCAUUUCAAAAUGUCCAGUCCUGCUGCUGGACUCAGCUCUCAGAACGGGGCAGGGAGGCAGGCGUGUAGCAACGGCCCUAUACAAAAUCUGAUAAUGAUGCAGGCCCCAGGGCGGGGUUACAAUACAGCAGCCCAGACGAUGCAUCCACAACACAUGCCAGCCAAAGCUCCUUUAGAGCAACCUGCCGGACAGUAUCACUAUGGCUGUUAUCAGAGCUCUCCUCCUGUGAGCGUGUAUCAGGGACCUGGUCAGAGCGCUCCUCCUGUGAGCGUGUAUCAGGGACCUGGUCAGAGCGCUCCUCCUGUGAGCAUGUAUCAGGGACCUGGUCAUAGCGCUCCUCCUGUGAGCAUGUAUCAGGGACCUCGUCAAACCAACAUGACCAGGCCUCCCAUGAGACCCCUUCAGCCACAUCAAGCAGGAUCUGCCAGGAUAGCAGCCCCAGCUCCAAGCUCCACACCUCCACCUGUGUGUUCUAAUAGUUUUUAUCCAGGCUCCCAGAUCCCCCCUCAUUCACAAUGGGCGUAUGGCACGCCCCCUCCCAUGAGCCAGCCUUCAGUGGCCACAAACCAUGUGACGUCAGCACCAAGCCAGCUCUCUGCAGCACGUUAUGGGAUUCAAAACAGCCCCCCGCAAGGGCCCCCUGCUCCUCUGAACACCUCCGUGCAGCCAGGCCAGCCCUCUGGGUAUGGGAUGCAGAACAGCCCCCCGCAGCGACCCCCUGCUUCUCUGAACAGCUCCGUUCAGCCAGGCCAGCCCUCUGGGUAUGGGAUCCAGAACAGCCCCCUUCAGGGGCCCUCUGCUCCUCUGAACAGCUCUGUGCAGCCAGGCCAGCCCUCUGGGUAUGGGAUCCAGAACAGCCCCCCGCAGCGACCCCCUGCUCCUCUGAACAUCUCUGUGCAGCCAGGGCCGGCCCCCCCUCCUGUCAGUCCACUUUCAUCACAAUCAUACCAGUCUGGCAGGCAGCCAUUCGGGCCUCCCCCUCCUGUGAGACCAGAAGCGCCCCCUACUGGACAGUUAAACAAUGCAGCCACUCCCCCGCCUCCUGCUGCUGCUGCUAAACAAGAAGUACCAGUACCAGGAGCAGAAAGAACGCAGAUCCACAACAGCUUUGAUGCUUUGGAAAGUGGAGGCAGAAAUGCUGCACAGCAUCAUCCACAGAUGGGCAGGGCAGUUGGCCUGUCUUAUCCCUCAUUACCUCUUGGCUACCAGAACAUGGCUGUCUCCCCCUGUGCACCGGGAAUGCAGCCUCUGAGCCAGCGUUACCCUGCAGGAGCCCAGUCCUUUCAGCAGGCUGCGCUGGGUCCAGCUCAGCUUGGCUCUGCUCUGGGAGGAAUGAAUCUGCAGCAGAGCCAGCCUGAAGCACUGAGAGCCAUCAACCUGCUCCAGGAGAGGAACCUCCUACCCCGUGGUCCCGUCACCCCCCCUGUGCCCUGCCUGCCCCAGGACCUGCAGCGUCUCAACUGCAGUCCCGAGGUCUUUCGGUGCACUCUGACCAACAUCCCUCAAACUCAGUCUUUGCUAAACAAAGCUAAGCUUCCCUUGGGGUUACUCCUCCACCCAUUCAAAGACAUGUCGCAGCUGCCGGUGGUCACCUCCAGCACCAUCGUGAGGUGUCGAUCCUGCAGAACCUACAUCAACCCCUUCGUCACAUUCCUCGACCAGAGGAGAUGGAAGUGCAACCUGUGCUACAGAGUCAAUGAGGUUCCAGAAGAAUUUAUGUAUAACCCUGUAAGCAGAUCGUAUGGAGAACCACAUAAAAGGCCAGAAGUUCAAAAUCCCACAAUUGAGUUUAUUGCACCUUCAGAAUAUAUGCUGCGGCCCCCCCAGCCUGCAGUAUACCUCUUCGUACUCGAUGUAUCCCACAAUGCAGUAGAGACUGGAUACUUGGACACGGUGUGCCGGUCACUCCUGGACAGUCUCAGCUUACUGCCAGGAGACACCAGGACAAAGAUAGGCUUCAUUACAUUUGACAGCACAGUCCAUUUCUAUAACCUCCAGGAGGGCCUGUCCCAGCCUCAGAUGCUGGUUGUCUCAGACAUUGAAGAUAUCUUCAUACCAACACCAGACAGCCUGUUGGUAAACCUCAACGAAUGCAAGGAGCUGGUCCAGGACUUGUUGAAAGGCUUGCCCCAGAUGUUUACCAGGACCCUGGAGACACAGUGUGCGCUGGGGCCAGCUCUACAAGCUGCCUUCAGGCUGCUGUCCCCCACUGGAGGCCGGGUCUCUGUCUUCCAGACACAGCUGCCUUCUGUAGGGGUCGGGGCACUGAAGUCCAGAGAAGAUCCCAACCAGAGGGCUUCUGCAAAGGAUAUACCGCAUCUGACUCCUGCCACUGAUUUCUACAAAAAGCUGGCCCUGGACUGUUCUGGGCAGCAGAUUGCUGUGGAUCUUUUCCUGCUUAGUGGACAAUACUGUGAUUUAGCUUCAUUAGCCUGCAUAUCCAAGUAUUCUGCAGGCGGAGUCCACUACUACCCUUCAUAUCACCACCUGCACAACCCUGCCCAGGUGGAGCAGCUCCAGAGAGACCUGAAGCGCUACUUCAGCAGAAAGAUUGGCUUCGAGUCAGUCAUGAGGGUGCGCUGUACCAAAGGUCUUUCUAUACAUACCUUCCAUGGAAACUUCUUUGUCCGUUCGACGGAUCUGCUGUCGCUUCCCAACAUCAACCCAGACUCAGGGUUUGCUGUUCAGAUGUCAAUUGAGGAGAAUCUCGUAGACAUGCAGGUGGUUUCUUUCCAGGCUGCUCUUCUCUACACUUCCAGCAAAGGGGAGCGGCGCAUACGAGUCCACACUCUUUGUUUACCAGUCGUGAACUCCAUGGCUGACAUCUUCGCUGGAGCGGACGUGCAGGCCAUCACAGGACUGCUGGCCAGCAUGGCGGUUGACCGCUCGGUCACAGCCAGUUUGAGUGAUGCCCGCGAUGCUCUGGUGAAUGCUGCGAUUGACUCUCUGCGUGCUUAUCGCUCUGGCGGGCUUAGUGUGCAGCAGCCUGGCCUUGUCACCCCUGCCUGCCUGCGCCUCCUCCCUCUCUAUGUGGUGGCCCUGCUCAAGCAGAAAGCCUUCCGCACUGGAACGAGCACCAGGCUGGAUGAGCGUGUUUUUGCGAUGUGUCAGCUGAAGUACCAGCCCCUGGCUUACCUGAUGCUCAUGAUCCAUCCUGCUCUGUACAGAGUUGACAAUCUUACAGACGAGGGGGCUAUCAGCAUCGCUGACAGAACAGUCCCUCAGCCCGCGACUCUGCAGCUGUCUGUGGAGAAGUUGAGCAGGGAUGGAUCCUUCCUGAUGGACUCGGGCUCGGUACUGUAUCUGUGGGUUGGAAGAAACUGUGCACCUAACUUUAUUACCCAGGUGCUGGGCGUUCCCAGCUAUACAGCAAUACCUCAGACUAUGACUCAACUCCCAGAAUUAGACACGGCUGAGUCGACAAGAACAAGAGCCUUCAUUUCUUGGUUAAGGGAACAAAGACCUUUUUACCCAAUCUUGCAUGUAAUCAGGGAGGAAAGUCCCCUCAAGGCAAGCUUUAUGCAGCACAUGGUCGAGGACAGGACAGAAUCUGCUCUGUCGUACUACGAGUUUCUGCUCCAUUUACAGCAGCAAGUUAACAAAUAAAGUGGUUUGUCGAGCUGUGGGAUGUGGCUGGUCUGAGAGGAGAGCCAAGGAGAGGGCAUGUGAGCGGCAGCGCCUCUAUUCAAGGAUUCAUUAACUAUGACUUUUUACAAAGUGUUUUUCAUCACUGGGCCAGAAGAUUGAAGCACAUUAAAAAAUAAAUAAUAAUACAAAAAAUUAUUUUGAAAAAUACUAACGUGAACAUUUUCCAUUAUGGGUUGAAAUGUUUUCUUUUUUGUUUGUUUGUUUUUAACCCUUUUUAGGGUUUCAUUAUGUAAGUAUUGUCUAUAAUUGUUGCUAAUUUUCUUUUAGCUCAGAUGAAACAGAAUCACUAAAGUUAUUCUUUCAGUUAAGACUGGCUUGUGAAUAAGGGAAGGUAAUGGAGUUUGUUGAAAGAACAUUUCUGCCGGUUUAAAAAUCUGUAUGUUUUGGUUAUAAUAUUCUGUCUUCAUUGCUUUCCAGAACAGAUCUGUUCUCUGAAUUCUCAAAAUUGAACGCUUCACCCAUGAAAAGAUGUUGGAAUCAUGACCGAUGUCCUAGGGGAUACUAGGGGAUAAAGAGCAGUGUUUUGUGCAUCAGAUUUACAGACUUCUUUUUCUUAUACAUUGAUCUAAUACAAACACAUGGUGGUGGUUAAUCAGGACAGAAUCUGUAAUAAAAUGUGUAGAAUGAAGAAUCCCAACAUGUUUAAUGCAGUAAAGUCGUCACUUGUUUGUAAUUCAGUCUCCUCUGAGAUGUGUGCAAAGAGCACAACGUCCAUCUGUUUCAUUGAUAUCAUUUAUUGAUUUGAUUUUGUCUGGUUUCAUUCUCACAAUUUUUUUUUUUUUUCUCUUAACAUUAAAACAGUCCUCUGUUUAAAUCGUAGGCAGUAUGAGAAAUGUUUUUAAUGAAAUAGGAGGAUUUGGAAGCAGAUCCAGUAGAAUCAGGCCAUUGUUGUGACCCUUUAUUGUGCAUUGUUGCUGACACCCACACACACACAUAUGCACAUUCGUGACAGCAAAUCUUCAUGAUUAAAGCAAUUGCAAAUGAAAUGGAUUAAUAUAGUAUCGUCAGGUAUGUGUAUAAUAAUAAGUGGUAGGUGCAUCCUUACACAGUUGUAAUUGCUGCACUAGAGUCUGUGCAAGUCCUUGGUUCCUGCUGGUAAUCAGUUCUGUUACUGAAGCGAUUCUAUUGAAUAGGUGCCAUGUAUUGUUCUGUAUCUCCUCUCCAGUGCAGCACAUUCUUCUCGCUUGUUGAUUUUGACUCUCGUCUUCCAUGCUGUUGAAAUGCUAUUGUCCUUGCCCAUAAUUACAAUCCAGCUGUUGUUCUGAGCACACCAUGCAAGACUUUCUGUCAUGGAGAUCCAGGCAGGUGUAGCUGGUGUUCCUCUACAGCCCACUUCCAGCCUAAGCUGAUACUGGCUUUCCUGUCGGUAACAGUCAGCCAAGUUCAGGCUGAUGGUCCUGGACCCGCUGAUGGUGCGCCAGGAUUGAAAGGGCUCAUGGACUAUACUAGUAAAAUGAUGGGUUAUUUGGGGUUAAUUUAUUUUAAUCCUAAAUCUUUCAUUUGGGGAUGGGAUUUUUAUUUAUUUUUUUUUUAAUAAUCAUCAGUAUUCUUUGCAAAGAGAUUCAAUAGCAGGGAAAGACUUCAGAAAUAACACUGACGGUAGUGUCAAUAUUGCACUGAAGUAAUGUACCUGGUUAAAUGCAAGAACAAAAACACUGAGUCCCUGUUGCGGUUCAGCGUAGUUUAAGUGUUGUUAAUGUCACCAGUGAGGGGCACAUUGUUCUUUGGGGUUUUACAUUUAUUUUAUUUUCUGUUUGUAAUAAUUAUCAUUGUUUUCUGUCUUACGUCUUGCAUGUUUGAUUUUUAGUUUUGAUGAUUUUUUCACAGUUUAAAAAGAAUAAAUCUAUAAUUUAAGUGAAGACACUUUAACAUUUUGUUUUAACCACUUAACAAGUUUAAAAAAGCAGAAUGAAUGCUUGCCAUCCUCUGGACCAUUGUGUGUGGCUUGAAUUGUACUCCGUUACCAUUCUCUAUAUAUUGUAAACAUGAAAUAAAGAGAGCCCCUCUGUAAAGUAGUGUACAAUUCUGUAGCCAAAUUAAAGUCUAGUUCUUUA